UGUAUUAUUGGGACGGAAAGAGGAACGACAUUUGGCCACUAGGUGUCACGAUAAGUUAAAUUUGAUGGUGACGCAACACUCGACUAAGCAGAGGAAGAGACAGUAGAUACCGCACCUUCGACCAAGGUAAAGCAUGGCAAUGACUAGCCAGAGCUCGUGCUCCUCCAUGAGUAACCACACCAAGGAGCGGGUCACCAUGGCCAAAGUGACCCUGGAGAACUUUUAUAGUAACCUCAUCGCCCAGCACGAGGAGAGAGAGAUGAGGCAGCAGAAGCUGGAAAAGGUGAUGGAUCAGGAGGGCUUGGCUGAUGAAGAGAAACGUGUGCGACGUUCUCAGCAUGCAAGGAAAGAGACAGAGUUUCUGCGUCUCAAACGCACCCGACUGGGUCUGGAGGACUUUGAAUCCCUGAAGGUGAUUGGCCGAGGAGCUUUUGGAGAGGUUCGUCUGGUGCAGAAAAAAGACACUGGCCAUGUCUACGCAAUGAAGAUCCUCCGCAAAGCUGAUAUGCUGGAGAAAGAACAGGUUGGUCACAUCCGUGCUGAGCGGGACAUUCUGGUGGAGGCAGAUAGCCUGUGGGUGGUCAAAAUGUUCUACAGUUUCCAGGAUAAGAUGAACCUUUACCUCAUCAUGGAGUUCCUGCCUGGAGGAGACAUGAUGACCCUGCUGAUGAAGAAGGACACCCUGACAGAAGAGGCUACUCAGUUCUACAUAGCAGAGACGGUGCUGGCCAUUGACUCCAUCCACCAGCUGGGCUUCAUUCACAGAGACAUCAAACCAGACAACCUGCUGCUGGACUCCAGGGGUCACGUUAAGCUGUCUGAUUUUGGUCUGUGCACGGGCCUGAAGAGGGCUCACCGCACUGAGUUCUACAAGAACCUGAACCACAGCCUGCCCAGUGACCUCAGCAAGCAAACCUUCCAGAACAUGAACUCCAAGAGGAAAGCAGAGACCUGGAAAAGGAACAGGAGGCAGUUGGCUUUCUCUACAGUGGGAACCCCAGACUACAUCGCUCCAGAGGUCUUCAUGCAAAAUGGAUACAACAAGCUGUGCGAUUGGUGGAGCCUGGGUGUCAUCAUGUAUGAAAUGCUGAUAGGUUACCCUCCGUUCUGCUCAGAGACACCUCAAGAGACGUACAGGAAAGUGAUGAAUUGGCGAGAGACGCUGAUCUUUCCUCCAGAAGUGCCUAUAUCAGAGAAGGCCAAAGACCUCAUCCUCAGGUUCUGCUGUGAGGAGGAGCACAGGAUUGGUGCUGUAGGUGUGGAGGAGAUCAAGUCCAAUCCGUUCUUUGAGGGGGUGGACUACGACCAUAUCAGAGAGAGACCUGCUGCCAUUCCCAUAGAGAUCAAAAGCAUUGACGACACAUCAAACUUUGAUGAAUUCCCUGAUUCGGAUAUCCUCACACCGACAGCCACCCCAGUGUCUAACCAGACUGAGGCCGACCUGAAGAACAAGGACUGGGUCUUCAUCAACUACACCUACAAACGUUUCGAAGGCCUGACUGCGCGAGGAGCUAUACCAUCCUAUAUGAAGUCAGGCAAGAGAUGAGCACCUUCAGACAGGCUUUUAGCCAACACCACCAUGAAACCUGAUGGAGUUGUCCAAACCCUUGUUUACUGAGAAACCUUAGCCCUGAAAGGAGAACUCUGUCUGUUAGCUGAGUGACGAGGAUUCUUGUCACACAGGACUCUACAAAUAAUAAUAAAGGGGCUCAAUUUCGUCCAUUGCUUUCCAUCAUAGGAACUAUUGCCUUUUCAUUUCUGCAGGUCUUUACUUUCUCUGACGUUUGUGAAUUGGGAUUAAAGUGAUCGUGAUUCUGUCCACUGGCCUUUUCCAGCAGGGGAUGCAGUGGGAUGUCUUUACUCCUGACACCAGCAUCAUUAACAUUCCCUCUCUUUAAACCAGCAUCAGUCUGCUGGACAUAACAAGGGCUCUUCUCCUUCCAAACCAGGACAUCCACUCCAUUUACCCUUUUUCUGUUGACUUCUCAAAUGAAACGUUGCAUUAAGUCACCACUUGGAAUGAAUCAGGUGCUCUACAAGGGAGUCUGUCCGAAUGUUACUCAUGGUUUCCUACAAGAGCUCACUCUGAGGCUUCUCUAAAGUGCUGCUUGCUUCCUAAGAUGACCCAACCAAAGACUGAGCUGAAUGAUCUUUCUGCUUGAUCAGAAUUGUCAUGUCACUUCUUGUAACUUAGAAAUGUAGUUUUAUAGAUUAAUAUUUGCGAGAUUUGUUUGUUGUAAAGCGUGAAUACGUGAGAAUGAUGCAUUUUGUUGAGUCUUGACCCAUGUAGAGCAUAUUCAGAUACCUUUAGCACCUUAUAUGAUGCUUGAUCCAGCUCGAGGACAGUCAGGCCUACAGCUCAUUAGUUUGUGUGUUUGGAUUGGGUGUUUUUAUUGGACUGGAAAAGUACACUUGUUUCCACAAAUGAGUUUGAAUGGGGAGGGAAGGAGGUGUCUAAAAACUGAAGUUACCCCUUUGCCACACACACACACACAUUUCCCUGCUUUGUUACUGUUUUAAUUAAUAUUUAAUUGUGAACUCAGACAUGUAGUGCUAUCGGUGCGAGAAAGCCAAGAUCUAAGUGGUAAAUGGCCACAUUUAUGAAGCGUUUUUAUUCAAAGUGCUUUACAAUAUUUUUGUUGUCCAUCGCAUACACACUCCCACACCGAUGGCAGCGAGUUACCACGCAGGGUGCUGGCCUGACCAUUGAGGUUCAGUGUCUUGAACACUUGUGUGCAUGUGGACCACCAACCCUGUGAUCAGUGAACAACCACCUCUACCUCCUGAGCCACGGGCUCUUCCUGAUCAUCACAGAACAAUACAUCCUCCCAUCCAAACUUCAGCUAUUGUUGUAGACUGCACACAUGUUAAAAGCAGAGUGACCUACACAGUGUAGCCUUGUGGAAAUAAGAAAUGGCUUUGUAACAGAUAGUCACACGUGGUCCUGGGCGUGAUGUCAGAUUUGCAGCUGUUAAUGCUCUACCCUUGGGCUUUUGUUCCACUUUUAUGAAAUUUCUUGUCUAAAUCACCACUUCAGCUUUAGGUAUUGUAUUCUCAAGACAUUGUUUGGUUUGGUUGAUGAACUUAUGAAUAGUCAGUUUUUUUACAUGUGUGUGUAUAUAUAUGUUUUGAUGCGUAAUAGUGUGGUGGUUCUUUAAUGAGGUCAGGAUAUUUGAAAUUAAUAUUGGCUGGAGGGAAGCUUGUAGCAUUACUGUUGUCAGGUUGGCACCCUGACUGUGUGUGUGUGUGUGUGUGAGAGAGAGAUUAUUAUUAUUAUUAUUAUUAUUUUGUUUUUUUAAGGAGACACUCAACAUCUUAAUGUCCAUUGUGUAGGAUUUAGUGGAAUCAUUCACCCCCCUUUUCAUGUUAAAGCAUGUAGGAGAACUUGUAGUGACUUUCUAGAGCCAGUAUUUGGUUUGUCCAUUCUGGGCUACUGUAGAACCAUGUUAACAGCUCUUAUUUUCAGGUGUUUAUACACUAAUGAAACCACAUUUAUGACUAUUCCAUUCCUGCCAAUAGAACCCUCUAAAGGCCACACACUGGACCUUAAAGAGUAACUCUUCAGUGCAUUAGUGCUUGAUCCAGUGAGGAGUUACUUUUUAAAUUCAACACAGGGCUAAAUAUUUUCCACAGAACACGAUAUCCAAAAUGCUGUCAUUUAAAAUGAAUGUAAAUGUUUUAUGAAAUCAUGGAGAAAAUAAUUUUUGCCACAAAAUUUCCAAAAUGCUGUUUGUGUGAAUGUAGCCUGGCCCGUUUUUUUUUUUUUGUUUUUUUUAAAUUAAAUAUUUUCCUUGUGUCCAUAAGGUAUGAUAUGGAAGCCCAUAUCUCCCAGAGAAAACAAAUAGAAAAGGUACAGAAAGAGAGAGCGCAAGAGAGAGACAGCAAAAAAAGAAAGAAAAAGCGAUUAUACGAUUAUAAUAAUGCAAUAAUGAAUUUCAUCCUUUAGUUUUUGUCAAAAAUGUCUUAGUAGGUCAAAAUUUAAGUAAAAGUCAAACCAUGAAUAUGAUAUGGAAAACUGAGAAAUUUAGAUAUAUUUUUUUAUUAUUGUAUAUCAUUCAUUUUGACCAUCCAUCCUUUUGACAUUACAGUUUAGUUUAUUUCUGACAUUGGCUUUAUCAAGUUUAAAACUCUUAACCAUUUGUCAUUUCCAGCAUUUGUUGUUUGUUUUUGUUUUUUUUUUGCAUCUCCUGGCAGAAAUGGGCUUCUGUAUGUGACCAUUCAGUCUGAAGGUUUUUCUUCUUCUGUAUAAUAUAAAACUUCAGUGCAGUCGGGUAGUGUACACGAGAUAAGACAUUUUAGAAAAGCACACAGCUUUGUUUAUUUCUAUGGCAGCGCUCACCAUUUUAAACAAAGCUGUCCGUUAUUGUAACGCUUCUGCUCUGCAUGCUUUUUACCAAACAGCACGAGUCAACUUAAAGCAAUAGAGCACAUUGAACAACUUGUUGAUGAUGCCAAUUUUUCUGUGUGAGCGUGAGAGAGAGAGAUGUUUCAGACUGCUCGUGAGGGUGUGAUCACGCACUGGUAGAAAUGAUGGACUGUUUUUAAGGCCUGCAUGUUGUUUUCCUCCACAUGAGGCUCAGAUUUGAGUGUGUGUGUGUGUCUUGCUCUGCUCGUGUCAACAUGUACCGCGUGAUCUGAGAGUCAGAAGUGAGGGCUUUUGGGAAGGUGGGUGUACAUUAUUUAAUCCACUGUUCUCUUUGUAGUGUGUGGCUGUUAUAUUUUUCUGCUGUUUGACAAUGAAUUACUCUGCACUUAC
Messenger RNA from Scatophagus argus, 4756 nucleotides. RefSeq names its product serine/threonine kinase 38a (gene stk38a). Lineage: Eukaryota; Metazoa; Chordata; Actinopteri; Scatophagidae. The transcript is spliced from 14 exons. Gene Ontology annotation, biological process: peptidyl-serine phosphorylation; intracellular signal transduction. The coding region runs from base 134 to 1546 and encodes 470 amino acids. The record is from RefSeq and is a predicted model, not a curated record. Gene Ontology annotation, molecular function: protein serine/threonine kinase activity; ATP binding.